Messenger RNA from Malus domestica (apple), 2042 nucleotides. RefSeq names its product probable WRKY transcription factor 21 (gene WRKY4). The record is from RefSeq and is a predicted model, not a curated record. Lineage: Eukaryota; Viridiplantae; Streptophyta; Magnoliopsida; Rosales; Rosaceae. Gene Ontology annotation, biological process: regulation of DNA-templated transcription. Gene Ontology annotation, molecular function: sequence-specific DNA binding; DNA-binding transcription factor activity.
GAGUGGGGCCUGCCCCUUCAAAUCUGUGACACAGACGGCAGUUUCAUUUUAUUUCCUGAGCUUUCUUUCCUUCUUAGUUUCCCUGCUUCUUUCACUACCUGUUUAUUUAAAUCUCCUCUCUCUCCCUCACUCUCUCACUCUCUCUCUCUCUCCUGUGUUGAAUUCUUUGGGUUUCUCCCUCUAGAAAAAAUGGGAAAUUUAUAUAUUAAACAAAGAUGGAGUUGAAUUCUUUGGGUUUCUCCCUCUAGAAAAAAUGGGAAAUUUAUAUAUUAAACAAAGAUGGGGGCUUUGUAUUCUUGCGGCAGUGUGAAUUCUAUCAAGAGCAAAGCAAAAGUCUUCUCCUUCACACCUUUCAAUCUCAAAAGCAUGAAUUGAGAAUCUAGGGUUUGACAGCACCAACUCCAACAAGUUGGUUUUCUGUUCUCCUGGUUGAAAUCUCAUUAGAAAGUUCAUAGCUUUGUUGGGUAAAAUAAUUGGGGUUUUGGUUACCUGGGUAGUUGUUUUAUCUGCUGUGGAUUGCUGAACAUCCUAUAAAUUGUGUUGGGUUGCUGAGUUUUUGGCACUUCUGGUGUGUUUUGUGUAAAUUGUUUACCGUUUCUGGAUUUAGGAUAGUGGUUGGUUGUUGUUGUAGAUAUGGAGGAAGUUGAAGAAGCUAACAAAACAGCUGUUGAGAGCUGCCAUAGAGUUCUUAGCCUAUUGUCUCAGCCACAGGAACAAGUUCAGUAUAGGAAUCUAACGGUGGAAACUGGAAAGGCUGUGUCUAGGUUUAAGAAAGUUGUUUCCAUUCUCAAUACUGGUUUAGGUCAUGCCAGAGUUAGAAAGCUUAAGAAGCUUCAAAUCCCUUUUCCUGAAAGAAUCCUUUUGGAUAAUCCUAUAUCGAUUGCGGACCGUCCAUCCAAAACUCCCCACUUUCUUCAAUCUAGCUUCCCUGAAAACCCAACUCAAGAUUUGAGUUUAGAUGUUAAAAGUGCGUUGUGUUUGGGGAAUCCAUCGUUGGAAUUGAGUACUAAUGGAAAAACCCCAAUUCACCCUGCCCAACAAGUGCCGCCCGCUCAAUAUCACUUGCUUCAGCAACAACGGCAGCACCAGCAACAUCAACAACAACAGCAACUGCAGCAGAGGAUGUUACUUCAGCAGCACCAGAUGAAGCAGCAAACGGAAAUGAUGUAUCGUAGGAGCAAUAGUGGCAUAAAUCUGAAUUUUGAUAGCUCUAGCUGCACACCUACAAUGUCAUCUACAAGAUCCUUCAUUUCUUCCUUGAGCAUAGAUGGAAGUGUGGCUAACUUCGAUGGUAAUUCCUUUCAUUUGAUCGGGGCUCCUCUCUCUUCGGAUCAGAAUUCACAACAUAAGAGGAAGUGUUCUGCUAGGGGAGACGAUGGGAGUGUAAAAUGCGGUGGUAGCAGUGGUAGAUGUCACUGCUCAAAGAAGAGGAAGCAUAGGGUUAAAAGGUCAAUUAAGGUGCCUGCUAUCAGUAACAAGCUUGCAGAUAUCCCUCCUGAUGAUUAUUCAUGGCGGAAAUAUGGCCAGAAGCCAAUCAAGGGUUCCCCUCACCCUAGGGGAUACUAUAAAUGCAGUAGCAUGAGAGGUUGUCCAGCAAGGAAGCAUGUCGAGAGGUGCUUGGAAGAACCAUCCAUGCUUAUGGUUACCUACGAAGGUGAGCAUAACCACCCAAGGAUACCAUCGCAAUCCACAACAACAUGAAAUUCAUGGAGAGCCUCGGUGAGCUCAAGCCCAACAGUCAAUUUAUCAAAUCCUUCUGUGUUCGGCAUGAGAUGCUCCUGUACAUAUAUUUGGAUGGUUCAAGCAUGACAUACAAAUCGGAGCGGCUAUUUCGGCUUUGGGGAGUUGGGCUCUUUCGAGCGUUUUUGCGUUCAGGCAAGCGGGCAUGAAGCAAUCAGUGCAACAAGUCUGUAAAAUUAGGUCAUUAUCCCAUUAGAACUGUUUUAUGUUUUAUGUUCUGUUUAGCAAUCAGUGCUUCAAACAAUUUAGGGUUUUUGAAAUUAAUGAAAUGCCCUUCAUGUGGUACUUUUGGUUUUCAUUUA